Molecule: messenger RNA, 2327 nt
Organism: Amoebophrya sp. A120
Lineage: Eukaryota; Dinophyceae; Syndiniales; Amoebophryaceae
Source: the annotation of a GenBank genome assembly
UUGGAGAUUAGCCAAAACAGAGUCAUUUAUCUGUGAGUUGCGCACUGAAAGAGUCGUUCUUCCGCGUUCAUAGUUCUGGUUUGCCAGCUUCAGUUGUACCCGUAGUGCACAACUGUCCUCGUUUGAGCGGAAUGAAAACCAGGCAAAACAAAUAAAAAGCAAACAUCAACGUAAAAAUACAGCAGCAGCAGUAUUCAAUCGACUACGACAAUCGACUGCGCAAUCGCGUGAGCACUUCCCGCAUCGAUGACGAUGGGCAACACGGAGGCGGGAGGCCGUCUCGAUUUUCCGACGGGACGGGCCAGCAGUCUUAACACCACCAGCAAAGAGAUUACGAGUGAGCGCCAGUCUGCAUCCAGCCAAGACGGGCGAUCCAGCCAAGACCUUUCGGAGUUACGCGACCUGGAGGAGGGGCUGCAGGAGGUACGCAAGCUGCUGGAUGCAGAGGAGCAAGACGCUGCAUUUCCCUGGUUUCACAUGGUCCAGUGGGCUGCGGAGACCAGUGCCAACGACUGCGUUUUCCGGUGGGACCUGGAGAAAGCCUUUUUCAUUGUGCGCGAUGGCGUCAAGUCGGUGGACGCUUUCCGUGGCAACCUACGGGAGCUGAAAGCGUGCCUGAAGCGAGCGGAAAAGGAAAACGAGAAGCAGACAGCGGGUAUUAUAGCGGGGCGUUUGUUUGCGUUUGGGUUUGUUUUCAAUACCGUGAUUUUUUUUGCAAAGUAAGGUAUAGAUGUAGUCACAGUGCAUCUACUGCCACGUUCAGAAUGAAGCGCUUGCGCACGACCGUGUCGUUGUACUCAACAGGCUUCCGGGUGGACGGGUUUUCUUUGGAAGAGGGUCCAAGCCAAAUGGUGUUUUUUGAGUGGGCCGAGUGCUUGCUAGAGCAGAUGGCGGCGCUGCGGCGCCUGCGCUUCGCCCUGGUGCCGCGACGCAUGUCGGAGAAGACGUUUUGGCACCGCUUUUUUGCCGUCGUGAAGAUGCGGCUGGAGCUGCAGCUGUUUUAUCGCGAGGAAGAUGAGGAGGACGAGGAAGACCACGGCUCCGGGUCGCAGGCAGGGGAGGACGACACGGGGCGGUCUCGGGCGGUGACCGAGUGGUCGGACGACAGUCCGACGCACGCCACGCCGACCGUGCAGCGGGACGCCGACCUCGAAGCGGCUUUCAGAACACCCACGCUGCCUGCACCCGUGGCUCCAGCAGCGCAAGUCCGCCCAGAGAGUCGUACGCUUCUUGCGUCUCCGCCUGUAGUAGUUGCAGUACAAGUUUUGCCUGCAGCACGAGACCGGCCGCACUCGAAUACGGUGCCUGCAACGACAACAAUACAACCUGCGGAGGAGAAGCAGGAGCUGCAGAGCAAUAACGUGGAUCAUUUUUUGCACGAUCCACUUCCACCGAGAUCUUCAUCCGCAAUAAAGACCGGGCGGCCCGAGACAGAAGUGACUUCUGAUGCACGUUCGAUACCGAAAAGUCAAACGAGCUACGAGUACGACCCAAAACUUGUACGUGCUGAUAGGAAUCGCCCUGAAGAUAUCGCGAUCGGGGCAAGAGACGCGAUAAACGGCAACGACGAGCAGGACAAGCACGAAAUAACGACAGUCCACGCCACCCAGAAAAGACCUGCCAUUGGCAGUGACGUAGCUGUGGCACAGGAACGAAGCAUGUUGGUCUCGCCCGCCCCCACCGCAAAGACCAUAAACAAGGAGAAAGAGGCUCCUUCUGCGGGCUAUUUUUUACCAGACAACGACACGACGCAUCAACAGAAGCCAGCAGGCCGCCCACAUGUGCCAAGCACAAGUGCAGCACACACGUCGCCACGCGUUUCGGCAGAGGCCGCUUCCAGCGUCGGACGGCGCCCCUCCUCAUCAAGUAAAGACAAAGAGAGCGGCAGUACGGAGACGUCGUCAAUUGAAAAUAAACAUGACCGCGCGACAAAGAAUCUGAUUUGCACGGGAGAAAUGGUUCUGCCGGGCUUUCACACGUCUGAUACUCCGGUAGGGCCUCGCGCCGAGCAUCAGCGUCGUCCGUGGAUAAUCUGACUACGCGUGGCUUGUACCGCAGCACAGCGACAGUGUCGGAUCAUACCGGGAAUGUUGCUCCUUUGCGACGUCUGGAUCAUCAAACAAAACUUGAAAGCGCUUCUGUAAGAUGGUCAAACCGCUAAUAGUUUACUACACGGUGUCCGACAUCAACGUGUUUGUGUUUCUUUCCGCAUCUCUUUCACAAUCAUGCACGCCUGAUAACACAUGCAUAUCACACAACUCACCUCUUCUAUCGAUUUUGACUCUCAUGUUUUCUCUCGUUGAAGCUGUACCUUCGAUCAAUCGACG